Messenger RNA from Heterobilharzia americana, 2394 nucleotides. The record is from the annotation of a GenBank genome assembly. Lineage: Eukaryota; Metazoa; Platyhelminthes; Trematoda; Strigeidida; Schistosomatidae.
AAUUUUUCUGAAUGUUGAAGUUAGAACAAUAUGGAAUUGUUUACGUCUUCGAUACACGUAGCGAGUAAAUUUGAAGAGAUUUUAUGCGUUAUCGCAAAUUAGAAGUUUAUGGAAGCACUGAGAUCAAGACCCAACUCUCUUUAUUCUGAAAUAUUUUUCACCAUUGAAAAAGUGAAUUUUUUGACAGGUCGACAGUGCUGAUGAAAACCAUUCCAUCAGGAAUGAAAACUGAGAUAAGUUAUAACUCCCAUGGAAGAAGAGAAUUCAAAAGCGUUCAUGCAUAAUUAGAAAACCCUCAUGAAAAUUAGCAACCGGAACCUUUUCUGGCCUAUUUAUGGCUACAAACUACUGAUUUGGAUAGAGCGGCAAUUGGUUAAUAAACUUUGGUUACUGCAACUCUUAAAACUUUCACUGUUCAGUUUUUCUGAAAAUAAAAAAUACAGUUUCAAUAUAGUAGUUCUAGAGGCGGUAUGUUCGCCGUUGUUCUUAAUACAAUUAUUCAGAGUCCUACAAAAUUUUGCGAGGAAUUCGUUGCCUGCAAUCCAAGUAAUAUUUGUGUUGCAAUAAAAUGGAUGCGGACAUAUAAAACGACGGCACAGCCUGAGACCAAUAUGAGAGAAUUUUUAGACUGCGUCCUGCCAGAUGAUGCGUCGGAGAUCUACCUAAUUAUUCCCAUUACCUUUCACUACACACUUGGAGACGAGAACCAAAUACUAGACAAAAUUUCACAUCUAAAAGUCAAAGCUAAUGUCCACAUUAGACUCAUCAUUAUGGAUAGUACUACAAAUAAUGACCAUCCUCAACUUUUGGACACCGAGAGUUCUAAAAUUAAAAAGUUGAUGCGUAUUUCUCAGAUGACAUUUGGAACUUUUGCAAUCAUUCGAAUAUGUUCAGCUGUUAAAAUGUGUUCUAGUGGUUGCACUACUUGGUCAUUAGAUAUUAAAAGACCUGGUUCCAAUCAAUCAACAGUGUCAAAAAGCUCUAAACAGAUGCAGAUUCAUAUGCUGUCAUUCAGCAACUCCUCACAGUCCAUUGUAUUACCGAAUGGGAAAGUAUACGUAGUGAAUAAUUCCAAAGAUCACGAACCAGUGUUUAUGAAACCAACACUGGUCGCUUCUUGUGAGUUUAGCAACAAAUAUUUCAGACCACAGUGGUGUACAAAUUCAUCCAACACUUGUCAAUGUUGUCUUUCUUCAAAUUUAUGGUCACGUGUUUCUGUGAAUGAAAAACUAGUCAGGGAUUUAAAUCGUCGAAUUUAUGAAUCAGCCAAAGAAGAAGCAAACUCAAAGAGGUGUUUGUUUAAUUGGUCUACCAGCGGAUCUGACCAGAUGUCAAGUUUAAUAAAUGAUCAAAAAGUGCUAGCUAGGCGAUCAGAUGAUGGUCAUUAUUAUCUAGGAUCAGUUCAAGCUGUAAAAUCUAGUUUGCCUUACGAUCAAGUUCUUGUACGAUUUGGUCCGAUAAAGUGUCUAACAAACUCCAGCUUAACAAAAUAUCAACCUGGUACUUUGGAUUCAGACAUCUUCGAUUAUGAAUGGAUUGAUUUAAUGGAUAUUAUUGAUUUGAAGCACGCUAUCAAACAUUCAGUUGAGCCAGGAGAUUGUGUACUUAUUCCCCAAACUUGGCCUUUACCAAAGUGUCCCAUAAAAAAUAAAACUAAACCCACGAGUCUCAAGAAUCUUCGUUAUUAUGCAGCAGUAGUAGUCUCUAGUUCUGAACAAAGUUUUGACACAUAUAGAAGUGAGAAGAAUACGGGAGAAAACGAUAAAGUCUUGCUAGUUGAAUUAGCUAGCUGUAACAUUCGUGCUGGUUUCAUCAAAGUUUCUGAAAGACAAGCUGUUUGGAUUCCAUACAAUACUUAUCAACGUAUUGUACUCGAACAGUAUAUGUCACCAGAAAGUAGAAAAUGGUUAAAAAACAAGACAUUUGUACCCAAUACUUAUCCAUUUUAUUCAGCUCCAGGUUAUCCUGCUGAUGGUUUUAGUCGAUUCAAUUCUUAUACAGACCGUCAUAAGUCGAAUUCACUUAUUCAUCCAUUAAGUUUUCAGCAAUUUAAACACGGUAUGGAUGUUCAAUUCGAAUACUGCCCAUCUAUUCAAUGUUGGCCACUUUAUUCAGUUGUGAACGAUCUGCUACCGACAGCUAACGGUUGUCCUGUAUGGUUGGAUAAUGACAAAAGCAAUAGGAAGCUGACGACCUCAGAAAAACAAGACGCUUGCAUGAAUAGUAUUCAGUCCAGUGAAGUGAAACACAAAGGUGAUUGUGAGCCCCAACUUGUUUACAGAUCACAUCUUAGACACGUAAGAUGAACGGACAACUACUACACUUGUAUUUAGCAGUAAUUUACUGCUAAAAUGUUUGCUGUACAUUGGAUUGAAGAAAUAAAUAUGUACUUUC